Messenger RNA from Penicillium chermesinum, 930 nucleotides. RefSeq lists its product as uncharacterized. The coding region runs from base 1 to 930 and encodes 309 amino acids. Lineage: Eukaryota; Fungi; Ascomycota; Eurotiomycetes; Eurotiales; Aspergillaceae. The record is from RefSeq and is a predicted model, not a curated record. The transcript has 3 exons.
AUGCCACCCCAGAACAUCCUCCUCUUCGGUGCAACAGGCACCAUCGGAAAAUACAUCCUCUCCGCUCUCCUCUCCGCGCGCUCCCAAUUCCAGCGCAUCGCAAUCUUCACCUCGCCCAACACCGCCGCAACAAAAAAAGACCACCUCGCCGCCCUACAACAGCAAGAGGUCCAGAUAAUAGUCGGUAAUAUAGAAGAUGAACAGGCUGUGAAAGCCGCCUACGAGGGAAUCGACACCGUAAUCUCAGCUCUAGGCCGCGGCUCCCUCGCCCAGCAGAUCCCCCUCAUUCGCCUCGCAGCCGCCAGCAGCGUCAGGCUCUUCCUGCCCUCCGAGUACGGGACGGAUAUCGCGUACGGCCCGGCCUCUGCGCACGAGAAACCGCAUCAGCAGAAGCUGAAAGUGCGCGCGUUCUUGGAAAAGGAGGUUUCGCGCGCGGAGCUGGAUUAUGCGUAUGUGGUGACGGGCCCCUUUGCGGAGAUGUAUCUCCAUUUUAUCCCGGGGUGGAAGCAGCUGGGGGGGUGGGAUGUGGAGGGGCGGAGGGCGGUGUUACUGGGGGACACGGGGAGGAGAGGCGUCGGCACUCUUACCCUAGCCGUGCUGCUCCAUGCAACACCGGAGGUUCUGAACCGGGCGUUAACAGUGAACUCGUUCACAACUAGUCCCGCCGAAAUCCAGGCCGAGUUUGAGCGGCAGACCCGGCAGGUGUGGAAGAAUGUCUCGCGGACUUCUCUGGCGCAGCUGCGUGAAGAAGAGCGCAAAGCGUGGGAGGCUGGGAUUCCGGCGGCGACGGGGAUUACGCUCAGACGGAUCUGGACGGAGGGCGGAACGCUCUAUGCGCAGCGGUCGAAUGGAUUGCUUGGGGAGCCGAAGAUGGGGACGCUGGCGGAGGUUGUGGCGGGAGAGAUUAAUAGGGAUGCGCCGAGGCUUUAG